Pieris napi is the source of this 3907-nucleotide messenger RNA. Its product is annotated as ecdysone oxidase-like. The coding region runs from base 344 to 2200 and encodes 618 amino acids. Gene Ontology annotation, molecular function: flavin adenine dinucleotide binding; ecdysone oxidase activity. The record is from RefSeq and is a predicted model, not a curated record. NCBI's taxonomy places the organism in Eukaryota, Metazoa, Arthropoda, Insecta, Lepidoptera, Pieridae. The transcript is spliced from 4 exons.
UAUUCUGUUCCGAGUAAAUAAUUAUGAUACAUAGCUACCAAUCGACAGUUCCUUUAUAUUAAAAUAAUUGUCUUACACGCUGACACAUCUUGGUUUGGUUCCUCAAAAAUUCUAAACGUAACUUUCCCCCUACCAGACCUACGCGGGUCACCAGCCCAGAUAAUAAUGAUUGAACAUAUCGAAAGUGGUUAUACUAUCUGCUAAUCUACAUUGUAUAAUAACUAAUGGGUGGUUUUAUUUACAUAAGUAUGAUAAGAUAAAUUACAAGUCACUUAAUAUUGUCGUCGUAACUCUGUUUGUGGCUGGCGAAGUAUUGAUUAAACCAUAUUUUUGUCAGAGUAAGAUGUCAUGUCCAGAAUUGCUCCAAGGAGCAGCCGGGUCUUCUUUUACGAAUUUGGUGACACAUCUUCUAGCUGCCCAAUGCCUCAUCACAGAAUCCUGGCCCAGGGAUCACGGGGACCUGAUUUCAGAUGGAGAUUCAUUUGAUUUUAUUAUUGUCGGUUCGGGUACAGCUGGAUCGAUUGUUGCCAACAGACUUACAGAAGUGUCGAAUUGGAGGGUGUUAUUAAUAGAGGCGGGUGGUGAUCCACAAACGGAUUCUAUUAUUCCAAACUUUUCUGGAGCGACACACUAUAGUAAAGACGCAUGGCAAUAUUACACAGAAAAAGAUGAGACGACGAACAGAGGAUGUGUCAAUGGCAAAUCUUUUUGGCCUCGGGGUAGAACGUUGGGCGGUACCGGAUCCAUCAAUGGCCUACUUCAUAUGAAAGGUAGCGCUUAUGACUACGCGUCAUGGCACGUUGCACCCAACGACGGGUGGGAUUGGAAUACAAUAACAAAAUACUUCAUGAAAAGUGAAAAAAUUAUUGAUCCAUUUAUUCUUCAUAAUUCAGAACUUCGAAAGCACCACGGAACUAAUGGAGAAUUUAUAGUUGAUCAACUGAAUUGUCUACAUACAGAAUUUACAGAAACACUUACCAUGGCAUACAAAGAUUUAGGUUUAAAGUAUUUGGAUGAUCUGAACGGGCCUAGUCAAAUGGGAUUUGGUAAAAUUCGAGGAGGUAACUUUAAAGGACGAAGAGUAAGCACAGCUACAGCUUUUCUAAAUAAAAUCCAGGAGCGGAAAAAUUUAUAUAUUUUAAAAAACACAUUUGUUAAUAAAGUAAUAUUUGAAAACAAAGUAGCCAGGGGUGUCGAAGUUACCUUGCCUAACAAUAAUGAAGCUAAAUUUUUUACCAGUAAAGAAGUAAUAUUAAGUGCUGGAUCAGUAAAUACACCUGUUUUACUGAUGCUAUCAGGUAUUGGACCUAAACUACAUUUAGAUACUUUAGGCAUCGAGGUUGUCUCUGAUUUACGAGUCGGAGAAAACCUACAGGAUCACGUUAGAAUUCCUAUACCUGUGACAAUUAAUACGGGGGCUUUGGCAAAAAGUGAAACAUUUUGGUUGAACGCGGCUUUUCAAUAUUUAACAGAACAGAAGGGUCCACAUGCAACCAACUACGACCAACCAAAUAUAAAUGCAUUUCUAUCUGUUCCAGACGGUAAAAGUCUUCCUGAUGUACAAAUAGACCAUAACUAUUUUGUGCCAAACACAUCUUACGUAUAUUCAAUGUGUAGAAAUGUAAUGUCGUUUAAUGAAGAUAUAUGUAAACAAUAUUCUAGAAUGAAUACAGGCAGCGAAUUAAUAAUUUUCUUUGUAUCUCUGUGUAGGCCUUAUUCUAGGGGAAAAAUUUUGAUACGCUCCAACGAUCCCAAAGAACAUCCAAAGAUUUAUUCGAAAUACUUCAGCCACCCGAAAGAUAUGGAAGUAUUUGUGAAAAGCUUGAAAAGAGUAAUACAAAUUGUUGACACUGAUACUUUUAAAAAAGCAAACGCCGAGUUAAAGAGAAUAUACUUCAAAGAUUGUGAUCAUUAUGAUUUAGGUAGUGAUAGCUACUGGGAAUGCAUGGCCAGAACGCUAACAUAUAAUGUUUAUCACCCAGUAGGUACUGCAAAGAUGGGGUCUACUGCGGACUCUACCUCUGUCGUGGAUAGUCAUUUAAAAGUUAUUGGCGUCAGUGGACUGAGAGUGAUUGAUGCAAGCAUUAUGCCUACGAUUCCCAGUGUUAAUACCAACGCUGCAACCAUGAUGAUAGCUGAAAGAGGUUCUGACUUUAUAAAAGAGAAAUAUUUAAAGAUAAGCAGUAAGGACGAGCUGUAAUUUCUGUUUAAAAGUUGAGUGGGCUUACUUUCCCCUUACACAUAUUAUGAAAGUUUAUAGGUGAAAACAAUCUUAUUUUAGUUUCGACAUUUGGUGUGUUUAAUAUUUCUAAUAUGUACUAUAUGUAAUGUAAUCAGCUGGCUGAUUGUAUUUCUACAUAAAAUAUCUGACAACAUAAUAUAAAUCAAUUGAUUUAAUUAUUGCUAAUCCACAUCAUUUAAGACACAUACAUUUUUAAUUUAUACAGAAUGUUCAUAAAAUAUAUUUAAGUAUACCAUAAAAUCCUCAUAUUUAGUUAGAGUUUUUAUAUAAGGACUCACAUGUAGAAAAGAAAUUAUAAUGUCAGCUUCUAAAGAAACAAUGAAAAUAUGUCAAAUUGUUAUAGCAGCUUCACGGUUCUUUCUUGUAAUAAUAAUAAUUAAUAACAUAAACACCUUAUCGAUUGUGGACAAAGGAAUUUUGCCAUUGACUAAGAACUCUGUAGCUCUACAGUUCUAUAUUGACAUUGAGAAUAAUAGUCGCUUAAAGUUAUGUAAAGUGCGUGCUUCACAUCAAAAGUGCUGUUUAGCGGGACAGGAGAAAGAUAUUUGUAGAGUUUUGGAUAUCUAUCCACCGUCUGAUGAUAUUAUUAAACCGAGGGAUAGAAGGACUUUUUUGUAUAUUUCCCCAUUAAUCCACAAACAUGAUUUAGAAGGACAUUGUAGUUUCGAAAUACAAUAUCAGUGUAAUACAAAAUUUGAUAAAUUGAAUGUUAAUCUUCCAUUCGACACACGAGUUAAUGAAUGUUCGAAGAAACUCUUUGGUGAUUAUUUACGUAACGAAAAAAUAUCUGCUUGUGAUACAUUAGACCAGGAUUCAUUAGAUUUUUGUUUACCUGUUCAUUGUGAUCUGAAGUAUCUGGGUCAUCGAAUGCACUACGAUAAUGAUUAUAAAUGCGUCGAUAUUCCUGUCUGCAUGGGAAAUCUUUAUAAAGAAUUACCAGAUAUAGUGUAUGUGCCAGAUUCAAAUUCAUGUAGAAAUCUAGAAAUGCCCAUAACCGUUGAAGAUAUUUAUGCCAUUACAUCUGGAUUAGGCAUCGCGACGCAAACCACAACUGAAGAUAAUACUUAUCUCGAAGUAAAAUCAAACUGUUCCACAAUUUCACAAAAUAUUAAUCUAAUAAGAGAUUUAAUGUAUGGAAGGCUGUAUCCUUAUACGAAAGAUAAAUUUACUGAUUUUAGUAAAUGUUUUAAAUCAGCAAUACUCACCAUAAUACUAUGCAUAAUAAGUAUAACUGCGCUUUUGUUUUCUUUUAUAUGUUGUGUUAAAACCACAAUAUGGUUGUAUAAAAAAGGAUCCGAAGGGGAAAUAAAAAAACAUUGGCAAUGUGUUAAACGUCGUUUUAAAAGGAAAAAGAAAUGUAAAGAUAAAAGUGUGACCGAUACGGAAGUAAGGAACGCGUUAUUAAAGGACGUGAUUGUAAAAGAUAUUCCCAUGGAGCUCAGGGAAAGUGUGGUAAAUAUAUGCGACAGGAUGGAGAAAGAAGUAAGUAAGAGACAACGUUACAGAAAAGAAGAUAUCGGUAGUCAGAUAAGUUUACUGCAUGGAAGUUCAUCGAUGGAGUCUGAUGGUGAAGAAUAGUCUUAAGACACUUUAACGUUAUUUAUGUAGAUUGUAUGUUGUUGCUCAAAAACUACAAAUUUAAAUUUAAUAAAACACUCAAUGUUA